AUGCUCCCCCCCUCCCCCUUUCCCAGGCCAGCUGGUGAGUUGUCAAAAAAGGCGAGUGAAAAAUAGGGAAAAAAUUCGAUUUGUACAGUCUUUUCUAAAUUAGAUGGUCGAUCUGAAAUAAUUGGCAGUCAUGCGCUUGGUGGUGGUGAUACUUGUGGCGCUGGCGAGCGGCGCGGCGGCGUGGGACGAUGGGGAUCUCGAAGUAUUCGACGUGGUGGAAGAAGUUAACCAGAACUUCUAUGAGCUGAUGGGAGUUGCACAGGAUGCAACCCCAUCAGAAAUAAAGUCGGCAUUUAAGAAAUUAACAUUGAAAUUGCAUCCAGAUAAAAAUGAUUCUCCUGAUGCUGAUGUCCAGUUUAGGAACCUGGUAUCUGUUCACAAUAUUCUCAAAGAUCCAGGAAAGAGAGAAAAGUAUAAUGAUGUCCUCAAGAAUGGUCUACCAAAUUGGCGUUCUGCCAUUUAUUAUUACCGACAUGUACGAAAGAUGGGCCUGGCGGAAGGAUCCAUCAUUUUGUUCAUCAUCAUCUCAUUUGGGCAAUACGCUGUCGGCUGGGCUGCUUAUGCUGAGAAGAGGUUUACAGCUGAGCAAAUACUAAACAGUAGGGGAAAGAAACAUUCAAAGAAAUCUGGGUUUGAUGCUGGACUGGCAGAGAUAUUGGAACAACUGCCGAAGCCAAGUGUAAAAGAUACGCUGCCCUUCCAAAUACCGAGGUUCAUCUGGUGGUCCAUUACAGCCAUCCCUCUAGGCAUAGUGGAGCUCAAGAGGAGGGCUGCGGAGAGGCAAGAAGAGGAAAAAAGACAAAAGAAACGGGAAGAAGAAGAGCGCCUCCGAGCCGAACGCGAGGCGGCCGAAGCGGCGAGCCGGCCCUCGGGCGGGGCCCGGCGGCGGCGGGGCUUCGAGCCGCCGGCGCGGGACCACUGUCUACUUGACGCUGCCGAUGCGCCGGAGGACGCGCCUGUGCCCGUGCCUGUCAGGCCUGCGCCGCCGGUGAUCAGCGGCGGAUUAUGGACCGACGACGACCUAGCCGAGUUAGUCCGGCUCGUCAAGAAGCACCCACCAGGCGCGCCCGAGCGCUGGGAGCACAUAGCUAGUGCUAUGGGCCGCAGCGUGCCCGAGGUCACGCACAUGGCGGCGAAACUCAAGGAGAACUGCUACAAGGUGCCUGGACAAGAGGCGAGCGAGCCGGCGCCUGUUGAGCCGCCCAAGAAGGUGAAGACCCGCAAGACGGAGGAGGUGAGCGGCGGCAACUGGUCGCAGGCGCAGCAGGCGGCGCUGGAGACAGCCCUAGCGAAGCAUCCCAAGGGCGGCGCCGGCGACCGCUGGCAGAAAAUCGCCGCGGCCGUGCCCGGGAAGACCAAAGAGGAGUGUAUGCAAAGGUGUAAAUAUUUGUCGGAGUUAGUUAGAAAACAAAAACAGAAGGCAGAUGAAGAAUUGCAAAAGGACACAGAAAACGAACCCAUCGAGGGUGACCAGACCGAUGCCAACUCUGAGUAAAGGCCCGCCCAUUGAGUGUUGCCAGUGUUGUUAUAUUUUUAACGAUGGUAUUUACAGCCUGCCAUAUCGACUGAAUAAGUCUACGAGUUUGUGGAUACGGAAAAAUAAAUUAACUAUCUUUAUAAUAAUUUACAGGAAUUCUGCUUUUUGAUGUACAUUUUCGUUGCUAUAAAAUAUACUUUAGCUAAUCUCUGAUUGAGGGUCCUACGUCCACGACUCGAUGUAUAAACGGUACAGUGUAAUAUGUAAAUUAAAUGUAAGUCAAUAAAUAGGGUUGUUUAUCUAUAUUAUAGCA
This is a messenger RNA of Ostrinia furnacalis (Asian corn borer), 1790 nucleotides long. RefSeq lists its product as uncharacterized. NCBI's taxonomy places the organism in Eukaryota, Metazoa, Arthropoda, Insecta, Lepidoptera, Crambidae. Gene Ontology annotation, cellular component: endomembrane system. The transcript has 10 exons. The record is from RefSeq and is a predicted model, not a curated record. Bases 131 to 1495 code for a protein of 454 amino acids.